Molecule: messenger RNA, 3706 nt
Organism: Schistosoma spindalis
Lineage: Eukaryota; Metazoa; Platyhelminthes; Trematoda; Strigeidida; Schistosomatidae
Source: the annotation of a GenBank genome assembly
AUGUCUCAACCAAGUGGAUACUAUAAAAGUAAAAGUCAAGUUAAGAAUAGCUUUGGCUUGAAGCCAAAAAGAACUUAUCAGAAACUUCAUCACAAAACGCUCAGUGUUAAUAAUCCUCUUGGGAAAAGUCAGUUGAAAGAACAGAAAAACAAUAAAGUUGACAAACAUCAUAAUGCAAAUCAACUUACACGAAGUAUUGAUCCAGCGCAAAAAUCAGAAGAAAGUCUGGUUAAAGAUGAUAAAAUAUCAAAGAUUUUCUCGAAUGAAAGUUCCCCAGUUCCUGACGUGUCAUAUUUAACGAGUUCUGUAUCAUCUAACUCUCAGUCUAACCGGAAUAUCCACUAUGCAUUUAAAGAAUACUUUAAUGAGGUUAAAAUAAAUCAUUCAGAAGAAAUCGGUUUUCAAUCCAAUCAUAUGAAAAAUAAUUUGCUUCCACUUGUUGAACGCAAGUUGGAUAUGGAAAAGCAUUUUGUUGAUGAUCAAAAUUACAGGUUAAAAGACGGUGGUGGCGUUUGGUUACAUCAAUCAUUUACUACAGAAAUCCAACCUAUUGAGAAAUCAGACAAUGAUUACUCUAGUGAUUUUAGUGAUGAAUGUUCUUUAGUUUCAUCUAUCUCAUUGUCCAAGACCCACAAACUACUUUCUGUGGACAGACUAAACAAUGAUAAAGAAAUGAAUGGAAUUCGUGAGUCAGUUUUAAUGACUCGGACUUCUGGUUUUACUAUACCAGUCAAGUUAAUCGAUAAUACUAACGAUGGGAUGAACGUGAAGGUUAUAGACUUUGAACAGGCAAACAGACUACCAAAUCAUCAUUAUAUUCCCUCACAUGUAAAGUGUAGAGCAAAAGACUUAUUAAAAUUGGUUAGUCUAUCUUUAAAUGAGUUUACCAAUGUAUUCGAGUUGAAACCACUAGAUGAUUAUGAAUUUUAUGUACUUAAUUCAAAUAAAUGUAAAAAUUGGAAUCAUUGUCAUGUUCAAACAAAUGAUGAUACAUUUCAUAGAGAAGUACAGACCGAAUCAAUUGAUAUCUCUCAUGAUGUAUGGACUCAACAACCAUCUGAUGAGAAUGGCGAAUUUUGUGGAAGGGUUGGUAACAACAAUAACUCUCAUAUAAAUGAUUCCUAUAAUUUAUCUUAUUCUAAUGAUUUCAAUCAUGUUUCAUCCAAGACAAUUAUACAUGAAUUGGCUGAAGAAUUUUGCCUGGGAGUUAACACUUAUAAUACUACUGUGAAUGAUAAAACUGAGCAUGUUACUAAUACUUUCUCAGUAAACGAACUCAAUGCACCUAAAAAUUCCACCUCCAUGGUGAAUCCCGAUCAUCGAUUACCUGGUAGUUUAUUAAAAAUUCUUCAAUUAAUGUUGAAUUUAAUCAAUGAAGAAACUUUGGCAAAUUUAUCGUAUUUACCCAAGGAAAGUAUCACAGAUCGAAAUGAUUUGCAGUCGAUUGAAAAUGAUUUUGUAGAAAUAUUUUUUCAGUUGAAAGAUGACUGCUUUUCAGUAGAAUCUAAAUUUGACCGUGGCUAUAAUGACAUUCAAAAUAAGGAGUUGCAAAAUACAUCAUCUAAAAAUAACGUUAUCUCAGUUAAUGCAAAUGAAAUAAGUAAACUUCAAAGCUUCUCCUACUUUUGGGAAAAUUAUGAAUGUGUUGCGUGUGAUUGUGCACCACAAAGCCAAACAGUAAUUUUAACCAUUCAUCGACCAGUUAGGCUUAAUCAAGAACAAGAAGAAAUAAAAAGUCUUUUUAAUUAUAGCAGAAGUGCUGGUGAAUUCAUAUGUAUAUGGACAGAAAUUGGUGUGAAACUAUUGCCUGACCGUCUACUUUAUUGUCCAGGCUUAUCAGAAACUGGUCUAAAAGGCGCCAAUUUAAAUUGUGCAGUAUUUAGUCCAGAUAAUAAUGCAGAUUUGGUAAUUGCUGGUCUACACGACGGAGGUCUGUCUUUUUGGGAUCAACACAAGUAUUUCAAUGAAAUACCGGUGAAAUCAACAAAUUUAUCGAUUUUAGCUGACGUUCAACAUCAGUCUGUUUCCACCGGAUUCAAUGAAUUUUUAAACCUACCUGUUUUAUUACCAACAUAUAAAACAUCACUUGUAGAAUACAAAGAUUCCACAAAUACAUGCAAGCUUCAAUCAUUCGUCAACUGUGUGACUCAACAAUAUAAUCACUUUAGUCCAAUUAUAUCUGUUAAAAUUAUAGUCGGAGAUCAUCAUAGGUAUCGUGAACUAGUAGACGAAUCAACUACAGACAUAGAUAAAUUUCAAUUGCUUGCAUUAGACGAAAUCGGUAACAUUAGUUUAUGGCUAGUAUUGAUGAAUCAAAAAUAUAAAGUACAAAAUACUAUAGAAUGCCUUGCAGGCUCACAAAUAGAUUACUGUUUAUCUCCCGGCACUGGUCGAUUACGUAUAAUUCGCCUACUGUUUAUGGAGUACAAAUCAACACAAAUAAAUAUUCCAGCUUCAUUAACAGAGAAUAGUCUAAAAUUUCAAAUAGAAGAGAAUAAUUGGAAUCUGUCAAAUCGGUUGAAUAAUAAAGUUAUAACCACUUGUUUAGCUAUAACGAAACACGGGAAUUUCUUGAUUGGUUGUAGCAAUGGUCAAAUUAUACAUCGAGGACGUACACCUAAUCAAACAGUUUUUCCUAAACUAUUUUCACGAAUAUUAUGUUGUUCAGCUGUACAGACAUUAGAAACUCAUCCAAAUGCAGAAUUGCAUAUAUUCAUCGCAGGUUAUACAGAUGGUAAAAUUUGUUUAUAUAAAACAAAUUACUUUCAACCUAUACUUGAAUGGGAUGUUACGUCAUCAGUGACAAUAACAAAUUUAUCCAAAAUAAAACUAACUAAAAAUAAAGAUGACACAGUAGCACCAAUUUCAGAAUUAACAUCAGAGAUUUCAGUUAAUCGUUCAUUUAUGAGUAUUCGUAAACUUAUUUGGUCAGCUACUCGUUCUUCAGUAUUUUUCAGUUUGGAUUCAAAUAAUCAAAUAAUUUUAUGGGAUAUUGUAAACAUAUUCAACCUGGCUAAUAAUUCUUUACGUUUAAAUGAUACAAACUCCAGCUUGAAGAAUGAUUAUCCGAUAAAUGUGAACCUGAAUGAUAAAAAAAUACUGUCUUGUCAAAUUAAUGAUAUUUGUAUAAGUAAAAUGCCAUGUUCGGGACAUAUUAACCGAAUUUCAUCAUCCUCAAUAGCACCGAUUUUGACUCAUUCAUCACCUUUAAUCGUUUUAUUCUAUCCGCAUAAAAUUAACAUACACUGGAUUAAUUCCCGUUGGGUAAAUGAAUCAGUGAACGAAAAUACUUUAUUAAUGAACACCUUCGAUUGUUUAAGUAGUAUCAGUUAGCCUGAAAUUUGAUCAUUUAUACCUAUGAAUGUAAUCUUUAUUGAUCGGAUAAGUGAUUUCGAGUAUUUCUUUAUGUUUCUUUACUGAUAAUUCUAUUGCUCAGUUUUAAAAAUUGAAGUAAAUUAAGCAGAUGUAUAUAAUACAAAUUGUAAAUGAAUGAACCAUUAUUAUUAUUUUUUCUUCGAAUACGGAUCUAUGCUUAUGUGUGAAAACGUUUUUCUGUUAGAUAUUCUCACAGUUCAAAUAUUUACAUUACAUUUACAUAUACUAGUGUUAAGUGGUUACUAUGUCAACAAUGCUUUUUUAAACAAUUAUAAUUAAUCCUUCAUUGUUCACGGGAAAAAAAUAAACAAUAUAUAUUUCUUCACUUUUA